AUGGACUCGGUACAAUUCCCAUUAUCCGCUGGAACAUACGUCAUUAAUGGUCGAAAGUAUCGGAGAACCGCCUACCAAAUAAAAGCGGCUACAGAUGACGUGACACCGAAAUUCGAGCAAUUUGAAGAUACUCCAGAUGUCUACGACGAUGAGCCUUCUGCUGGAUGCUUAGCUCCACCCGGUCUUCCCGCUCUGAAAAAGAAGAUUGCGAAAGCCAAAGAGGUCAAAGAGGCAAAACCAGAGUCCAAUAGUACACAACCAACAGAAGAUGAGCGAAUUUCCGUAAUCGAUGGAAAGAAAUGGAUUGCAUCAAUCUCCGUUCCAGCCUGCUUCAUUGGAAAGCUUCACGGAAUGAAUCGUCGUGCGUUGAAUGCGCUGGAAAAUGAUACUCAAUGUCGUGUGAAAACGCCUAGAAGGGAUGAAAAUAAGCCUUGUGAAAUUUCCUCAAUCGUCCGUCUGGAAUGUGUCCAGCGUUGCUUGGAUCGGAUUGAAAUUUUUGUGGAUGACGCGAAGAAGACUGCUCGUGUCACUCACUUCGUAGCCCUGCCUUGCGAUCAACACGAAGUACAGGAGAAUUUUGAAGUUUUCAAGCAACUCGUGCUGGAUAGUGAACAUUUUGAUGCUUCCUGUAAAAAUCCCCAACUCUUCACAAAAUCCCCACGACUUCACUUGACACUAUCCGUUGUUUGUCUCUUUGAUGACGUGGAUCUUCAAAGAAUUACAGAGUCUUUCAAGGUUAUCGAGGAAGAGAUAAAAGAGAUCAUGAACAAUAAGCCAAUGAUAGCGGAUAUUCAAGGAAUCGAUAUGAUGAAUGAUGAUCCUUCCCAAGUGUCUGUGAUAUAUGCAAAAGUAAGCGGAGAGAAGAUCCAAGAAGUGGCGAACCAUCUCAAUCGACGUCUCAUAGAACUCGGUUUCGCCAAAAACGAGGGAGGAGAUGAAGUCAAGCUUCAUAUGACACUGAUGAAUGCUAGAUAUGUGGCACAAGCGGAGAAGUUGAAGAAAUUUACCUUUGACGCAAAGAAAAUACUGGAGGACUUGAAAGAAUCGUAUUUUGGAACUUUCCAGCUAACGGAGAUUUGUUUGUGCCCUUUGAAUUCAAACUCUUCUUCUGAUAAGUUCUACGAUAAAUUAGCUGUAAUGAGAUUGGCAUAA
Messenger RNA from Caenorhabditis briggsae, 1152 nucleotides. Gene Ontology annotation, cellular component: nucleus. NCBI's taxonomy places the organism in Eukaryota, Metazoa, Nematoda, Chromadorea, Rhabditida, Rhabditidae. Gene Ontology annotation, molecular function: RNA binding. The coding region runs from base 1 to 1152 and encodes 383 amino acids. The transcript is spliced from 7 exons. The record is from RefSeq and is a predicted model, not a curated record. Gene Ontology annotation, biological process: DNA alkylation repair; regulation of DNA-templated transcription.